Messenger RNA from Mercenaria mercenaria, 708 nucleotides. RefSeq lists its product as uncharacterized. The coding region runs from base 111 to 638 and encodes 175 amino acids. The transcript is spliced from 7 exons. The record is from RefSeq and is a predicted model, not a curated record. Lineage: Eukaryota; Metazoa; Mollusca; Bivalvia; Venerida; Veneridae.
AAGGUUCCGUUUAGGUUGGUGACCUAUAUUUCGGAAAGGUAUUUAAACUGGAAAGACUUGCCUAUUAAAAAACGCACUGCGCAAGAACGGAAUUUUCACAAGAAUUCAAGAUGAACUUUGUGUUGCUGUUUUUGUUUGUGGCGUUUGCAAGUGCUGAGAGAGGUGGAAUAUUAUUGCCAGAUGGAAACAUUCUUUAUUUUGAGUCGGUAAAGAAUUUGACGGACAACACAGAAAUCCUUACAUUUGGUGCAAAGAGGCUGCCUGGUCAUUUGAAUGGAAUCAAAUUUCAUGACUUCAACACCGGUUAUAUUGCAUCCAAACUGAUUGACCACGGCGUAUGCCUUAUUUCUGCGAUAAAAUACUGGAAGCCAACAUAUAUUACCCAGAGGCUUGUGAAAAACCCACCAGUAGUGUACCACACUGUAACUCAAAUGCCAAUGACGAAGUCAGAAAUAGUCGCAACUGCUGGAGCGAAAAUUGCGUCCUUCUGUGAUGAUUACGUAUCACAUAUGUUGCUGGAGUCCAACGGACAUCAUGCAAAGACAAGGGCACAAAUACAAGCGCUGGCGGACAAUUGCAAGUGUCAAUCGAGUUCGAUACCGACAAGAGAACUUUCUGCAGGUCAGGUGCUUCCGUAGCUAGGAGGGUUGGAACCUAUUGAUCCUGAAACAAUCCUUGUUUGAGAUGACAAUAAAAUUCAUCAUUGAA